Diospyros lotus (date-plum) is the source of this 2417-nucleotide messenger RNA. RefSeq names its product L-type lectin-domain containing receptor kinase IX.1-like. NCBI's taxonomy places the organism in Eukaryota, Viridiplantae, Streptophyta, Magnoliopsida, Ericales, Ebenaceae. Gene Ontology annotation, molecular function: protein kinase activity; carbohydrate binding; ATP binding. The record is from RefSeq and is a predicted model, not a curated record. The coding region runs from base 52 to 2142 and encodes 696 amino acids. Gene Ontology annotation, biological process: protein phosphorylation. The transcript has 2 exons. Gene Ontology annotation, cellular component: plasma membrane.
CAACUGCAUCCCUGCUUGCAAAUUCUAAGAAUAAUCCUCGGAUGAUCUAAUAUGGGGGUCUGCAACUGCAACUCUUCGAACGCCGCCCGACCAGCUAUAUGUAUUCUCCUUUCUUUUCUCUUCCUAUGCUGUCUUCUUGCAGCAGCCCCUCAGGCCAAUGCACUGAGCUUCAAUCUCACCAGCAUUGGGUCUCCAAGUCGAAACGUCAAUAUAAGAUGCUACAGAGAUGCUUAUAUCUCAGAUCAAGGGAUUCAGCUCGCCUCAAACGAGAUUAGCACAGACCCUACACAGAGAGCCGGUCGAGCCACAUAUUUGGAGCCUCUUCAUCUAUGGGAUAAAGCUUCUGGGAAUUUGGCAGAUUUCAGCACCUAUUUUGCGUUUGUGAUCGACUCAGGGGGGAGCUCAUACUAUGCAGAUGGUCUGGCCUUUUUUCUUGCCCCCACUGUUGAUAUUCCCAAUAACAUCACUCCGGGUGGAGCCAUGGGCCUUCCAAUCCACCCCGUUACAAUACAAGCACUCAGCUCAUUUCUUGCUGUGGAGUUUGAUACAUCUAACAAUACAUGGGAUCGUGUAGUAGGAUCGAAACCCCAUGUAGGUAUCGACAUCAACUCUCUCACAUCAAAUGUUACUCAAGAGUGGUUUAGCAACGUUACCGGUGGAGCAACAAAUGAGGCUUGGAUUACUUACAAUUCCAGUUCAAAAAAUUUGAGUGUUGUUUUCAGUACUUCUCCUGUAAAUAACACAAGGGUCGAGAGAGCCCUUCAUUUCUUGGUUGAUCUACGGGACCACUUGCCAGAAUGGGUUGCAGUCGGUUUCUCAGCUUCAACGGGAUCAUGUUUUGAGACAAACCAUGUUAAAUCAUGGAGUUUUAGCUCGAGUUUGAUUGUUCCUGACAAGAGUAAAAACAAGGGAUCCGUGGUACUGGGACUGAGUAUAGGCCUGCCUGCUUUGGUGCUUGUGUUCGCCUUAGCUGUCUUUGUCUUCUGGAAGAAAACUAGAGCAAAGGAUGAAUUUGAUGUUGAACUGUCCAUGGAUAGUGAUUUUCAGGCAGGUACUGGGCCAAAGAAGUUCUCUUAUAAUGAAUUGUCCAGGGCAACGGGUAAGUUUGCGGAGGAACAGAAGCUUGGGGAGGGAGGAUUCGGAGAUGUUUACAAAGGCUUCUUGAGGGAAUUGAACUGCUAUGUUGCUGUGAAAAGGAUAGCAAAGAGGUCAAAACACGGAAUAAAGCAGUAUGCAUCGGAAGUGAAGAUCAUUAGCCGGUUGAGGCAUAGAAACCUGGUGCAACUCGUUGGUUGGUGCCAUGAGAAAAAACAACUCCUGCUUGUAUACGAGUUCAUGGAAAAUGGCAGCUUGGAUUCCCACCUCUUCAAACAGAAAGCCUUGUUGACAUGGGCAAUAAGGUAUAAAAUUGCUCAAGGCCUGGCCUCAGCACUGCUCUACCUGCACGAAGAAUGGGAACAGUGUGUGGUCCAUAGGGAUGUGAAGUCAAGCAAUGUUAUGUUGGAUUCCAAUCUCAAUGCAAAACUUGGUGAUUUUGGAUUAGCUAGGCUCGUUGACCACGAUAAAGGUUCACAAACCACUAUUUUGGCAGGAACAAUGGGCUAUAUAGCGCCAGAAUGUGUACUUACAGGCAAUGCCAGCAAGGAAUCAGAUGUCCAUAGCUUCGGGAUUGUCGCAUUGGAGAUAGCUUGCGGGAGAAAACCCAUCGACCAUAAGGUCCCAGAAGACCAAAUGAGACUGGUUGAAUGGGUUUGGAAUCUCUAUGGUACAGGACAGCUCCUGGAAGCAGUGGAUCCAAAGAUGGACACAGAUUUUGAUCAGCAAGAAAUUGAAAGAUUAAUGAUUGUGGGGCUGUGGUGCGCUCACCCUGAUCGCAAUCUGCGGCCUUCCAUAAAGCAAGCGAUUCAGGUGCUUAGUUUUGAAGCUCCGUUGCCCGCCCUUCCGACAACAAUGCCAGUGGCAACAUACUUUAGUUCUGCUCCGCGAGUAGUGAAUACUACUACUUCGACGUCUCCGGGCUCUUUUACCUUUGGCGCCUAUGUUUCUGAGAGCAGUAGCCAAGGCCAGUCUUCAAGCUAUAACGAUGACUCUUCAAAGGUCACCUCAUCUUCUUCAACUGCUUCUCCAUCUGCUUCACUUUAAUUUGCAUGUGUUGACGUACGAGAACCGUCAACCGAAGUUUGAGAGCCCGCAAUGCAAUAACAGGUGCCGAAGAGUAAGGAACAGAAGCAAAGGAACCAACAAUAAGCACACAAGAUUUUUACGUGGUUCGGCUCAAAUGAUGCCUAGUCUACGAUUGUUCUCUGAUUAUUCUGGCAGAGUCACAGUAUGUAAUUUAGUGAUCGAUCCCUUUACAAUGACGUAUUCUUCUCUAUAAAUAGGGUCGUGUUGUUUACAAUUCGAAUCAGUUCUAAAUA